Molecule: messenger RNA, 1968 nt
Organism: Saccostrea cuccullata (small rock oyster)
Lineage: Eukaryota; Metazoa; Mollusca; Bivalvia; Ostreida; Ostreidae
Product: cadherin EGF LAG seven-pass G-type receptor 2-like
Exons: 12
Coding region: 1-1968 (655 amino acids)
Biological process (GO): homophilic cell-cell adhesion
Cellular component (GO): plasma membrane
Molecular function (GO): calcium ion binding
Source: RefSeq, a predicted model, not a curated record
AUGGAUCUGGACAAGCGCAAACACAGACCUAAAACAUCAGCGACAGGAUCAGCAAGUCAGAUGAUCGUUCAAAGUCUUGACCUUCCCCAAGGACAGCAGGUUGUGAUAAAACAAAAUGACAUCAUCGGAUGGUACAGUUCAUCAAGUGACAUGGUUCCAUAUAAAUCGGGAGCGGGAUCCGCCGGUGGUAAUUAUUUACAGGUGUUUGCCACGCCUCCUUCCGUGGGAGCAUCCUAUGAAUGGAGUACAGCCAAUUUCUUCAGUCAACGUUCAUACGCUGUUCAAUCCACAAUAGAAGCAAACGUCGCACCAACAUUUAAAAACCUUCCAGCAACCAAGACGUUCCAGGACAAAACUCCCGCGACAACAAUAAUGACAGUGACCGUAACAGACGAUAAUUCAGCAGAUGUAGCGACCCUCUCAGUCAGCCUGAAAACGCACACGGAUAAAUUUGAGGUGUCUUCGAACACGGUUUCUCCAAAAGCUGGAUGGACCUGGUCAGUGGGAACCUUUGACGUUAGUGUUGUUGUUACUGACCAGUGUGGGAACUCAGGGACAGAAACCUUAACAAUCGUCAUAGAAAAUACGGCACCUGAUAUCUCCAUCCUUCCAUCAGCUUCAGACCUGUCUGAAGUCGUGACGUCAGAGACUAAGCUCGGAGACCUCACUGUUACGGACGUACAAACUUAUACGUGCUCUAUUCAUGACGUCACUCCAUCCUCUGGAACCGCGAAAUUUACUCUCAAGCAGGCAUCAGGGUCUUCGGUGUAUUCGAUUUACUCUGCGGAAAACCCAAACUUUAUAUACUCAAUAGUAUCCCAGUAUAAGGUCAACGUGACGUGUACCGAUGUCUAUAGUUUGACGUCAUGGGAAGAAUACACUGUUAAUAUCAUACCAAAUAAGCCACCAGUACUCGACAAAUUACCAGCUGGUGUGAUUUCUGUAAAAGACAAUAUUGACUAUGAAAGUCUUCGAACACUUAAUCAACUAACGUAUGACGUCACAGUAACUGCAAACGACGGCAGGGAGAGUUCUAUCCCCCAAACAAUGACGAUACUUGUUACUGAUGUAAAUGAACAACAGACAGGGUUUGUUAAAUCGGUAUAUGCCAUAGAAACAGGAGAAGGAAAGUCAGGAGACGUGUUGACCAAUCCCUUUACGGGUACGCAAGUUAUAGAUCCUGAUUUCAAUGAUGUUCAAACUUUUACCAUGGACUGUGGCACCAACCAAGGAAAAUUUCGUAUGGAUCCAAAUACAGGUUCUAUAACCCAGUCUGUAGAAUACGACCUUGAUUCUGUUGGGAAGGAACAGGAAGUAGUGACAUGCACAGUCACGGCAACGGACAAAGGCGGACAUACUAUAUCGACUCAACUCUCCAUCACAAUAAAUGAGAUAAAUGAUAACGCACCUGUUCUAGACAAAGGGAGCUACUCUUUCUUCGUUUCACAGUGCGCAUCAGUCGGGUCCUCGGCAGGCCAAGUAACUGCCACUGACAAGGACAUUAAACAGGAGCACAAGGACGUGACCUUUACUCUCACUUCAGGGGCGGGGUUUUUGGUAGGGAAUGAUGGUACAAUUCAUGUUGCUCAAGAUUUGUGUGAUGUACCCGUGGGCACCAAAUAUGACCUAACUUUAACUGCAGCUAACGCAGACGGAUUACAAGAUACUGCUCCAGUUACUAUUGUAAUCACAGACCCGACUACCACCACUUCUACAACAACCACUACCACCACCACUACGACUGCGCCACCUAGUUCCGGGGGAUCAAGUAGCUCCACGGGCGGAUUCUUUGACAACCCAGAAAACCUGGCUUGGUUCAUACCCACAGUACUUCUGGCAGCUUUGAUGGUGGCUCUGUUGAUUUACUUCUUGUACAAGUGUUUCCGUCAUCCUGGUUUGUUGUCAAGAGUUUGCUGCAAGAAGAAAACUUCACCAAAACAUAAAGGUACACUGAGAGAAAAUAAGUGA